AUGACCUCACAUAAGGGACCAAUCAUUGAUCCAACACUAAAGUUCAAACCUUCAGAAAAACUUUAUAAAUACAUUACUAAGUUGAAAAUACCUGUAGAAGAUCUUCCAUCAGGUAUUUAUGCAUUAGUUACUAAAAAUAAGGUAACAGGUUUGUCUAAAACUGAUGAUACGAAUACACAUAUUUUGGUUUCUGAUGACAUAGAAAAAAUGAAUAAUUUAGAGAAGAAAAUAGAUAAUCAUUUAACGAGUUCUUCACCUAAGGCUGAAAAAACAAAAGUAGUCGAAAAGAUUUUGACAGUUCCAGAUUUGAAGUGGCUGUAUGACCACUGUGUAGAAGAGAACAAGAAAAACACAAAAAAGGUAUAUCUUCAUGAACUAUUAGAGGGAUCAGAACUAUUAUUGCCUCCAAAUGCACAAAUUCCAAGAAACCCUGAAUUAGAAAAAAGAUGUCAAAAAUUGAGAAUAGAACAAGAGAAUGAAAGGUAUAGGAACAUGACAAAGAAUGUGGACUCUUCCAGGAAAAGAUUGCCCGAAGACACACUUAGUUAUCAAAUGAAAGAGAUGAACAAACAGCUAAUAGCAAUAUUUCAGUUCAUAGUCUCUGUAGCUGCUGGUUUUGCAUUUGGUUUCAUUGGAGUUGAAGUUUUAGUGGGUCCUUUGGAUUUCGGAUUCAAGCUUUUAUUGGGAAUUAUAUUUGCACUUAUUAUUGCAUUGGCGGAACUAUAUUUUCUGGCUAAAAAAUUGAGUGAGGAUUAUAAGGAACCAGAUAUUCAUAAAGGAAAAACUAAAAUAGAUUAAUGUUGGAAGUGGAAAUAUGUAAUUGAUUCUAUCUCAUAGAAUAGUAGUAAUUAGUUUUAUAUCAAUUUAAAAUUUGGCCAUUUGAAAUUCUUUCAAUAUUAUAUAUGUAUCUUUAGAUAUAUAAUCUGGAAAUUUAGUAUCAAUCAAAAUUAUUUAGCGAUUAGUAUUUUAUCCUUAAUUCCUAAAUUCCAAAGUAAUUUCAGUCACCCAUACAUGAUUUUAUGAUUAAUUCAUUACUAUUGUGAUUUUUUUGUUGAUGGUUUUUGUUUAUUAUUGUAUAUGAUCAUGAUUUGUUACAAAGUGGAAAUUUUAAUUCUCAUUAUAAUAUGGAAUAAUUUUUAUACACACAAUUGUUUUGUAUUUCUCAUCAUAUUGAAUUUUAUGACUUGGAAUGUAAUUUUUUGUCUUAAUUGAUAUAAUAUAUAUUAUACAUUUG
Harmonia axyridis is the source of this 1234-nucleotide messenger RNA. RefSeq names its product transmembrane protein 199. NCBI's taxonomy places the organism in Eukaryota, Metazoa, Arthropoda, Insecta, Coleoptera, Coccinellidae. Gene Ontology annotation, biological process: vacuolar proton-transporting V-type ATPase complex assembly. Gene Ontology annotation, cellular component: endomembrane system. The transcript has 2 exons. The record is from RefSeq and is a predicted model, not a curated record. The coding region runs from base 1 to 798 and encodes 265 amino acids.